AGACAAAGAAAAUUAUGGUCAUGGAGAAAAAUUUGAUGUCCCCACUAACUAUUUGCUUUCACGGUUCCCUCCAACCAAUUUCCUUCUUGAACAAAGACUUAUUGUAAAUCAAGCAAUGGUCUAAUUUUUCUCUCCUUACCUUCUUCAUACAUUACGUGUUCCUGGGUAUUAGAACCAGAAAAUUAAAUCCAUUAGCAAUGGCAAAAUCAAGAUUUGUCAUACUUUUAUUCUUUUCGAUCUUAACUACAACCUCUUCUACUACUAACACCUCAUCAAACAAAAAUGGAAGUCAGUGUUCUUAUGCCUUCUGCGGUGCAUAUGCUAGUUGUAAUGCAAAUAACACUCCAACAUGUUCAUGCUUGGAUGGGUUCAUACCCAAGUCUCCUAAAGAUUGGGAGAAGUUAGUUUUUUCAGGUGGGUGUGUUAGAAGAAUCCCAAUAAAUUGCAGUGAUAAAGUUGUAUUCCUGAACCAUUCUGGGGUUAUAGUGCCCGAGGAAUCUUCUUGUUGGUAUAACAAAAGUGUAAGUGUUAAAGAAUGUGAGAAUUUGUGUUCGAGAAACUGCUCUUGUACAGCUUAUGCACAUCUAGAUCCGAGAAAAGGUGAAAAUGGCUGUUUGCUUUGGUUCAAUGAGUUGAUUCAUGUAAUUAGACCUGGUGAAGAGGACCUCUUUGUGAGGGUGGCUGCUUCAGAAUUGGCUCAAAUUCAGAAAAAAAGGUCGACUAUCAAUAAGAAGGAAACAGGAAUUAUUGCUGGCACUCUCCUUGCAGUCAUUGUAACGCCAAUGAUCUUUUACGUAUGCCGGAGAAAUGUUAGAAAAUAUGCAUCCUAUGUUAAAAGAAUGACAAGAGAAAGUCACAUAAUGGAUUUUAUUAAGAACAAAGGGGGAAAGGAAGAUAUGGAGCUGCUAAUAUUUGAUUUUAGCACCAUAGUUAAAGCUACCGACAACUUUUCCAGCAAUAAUAUGUUAGGGAAAGGUGGUUUUGGACCUGUCUACAAGGGUACUUUUGCUGAUGGGCAAGAAAUAGCAGUGAAAAGGCUUUCAGAAGGUUCUGGACAGGGGAUGACAGAAUUCAAGAAUGAAGUUACCUUGAUCUCUAAACUUCAGCACAGAAAUCUUGUUAAGCUUAUUGGGUGUUGCAUUCAGAAAGAUGAACAAAUGUUGAUUUAUGAAUUCAUGCCAAACAAGAGCUUGGACUAUUUUAUUUUCGAUCAAAAGAGAAGCAACAUUCUAGAUUGGGAAAAGCGUUUUCACAUUAUUGGUGGAAUUGCUAGAGGGCUUCUUUAUCUUCAUCAGGACUCUAGACUCAGAAUUAUCCACAGAGAUCUCAAAGCCAGUAAUGUGUUAUUGGAUAAAGACAUGAACCCUAAAAUAUCAGACUUUGGAAUGGCAAGAACAUUUAGAGGAGACCAAACGGAGGCCAAUACAAAUAGAGUGGCAGGAACCUACGGGUAUAUGCCUCCUGAGUAUGCAGUGGAUGGGCUUUUCUCAAUGAAAUCUGACGUCUUUAGCUAUGGUGUAUUAGUUUUGGAGAUAGUAAGCGGAAAGAAAAACAGAGGAUUUUCUCACCCAGAUCACAACCUUAAUCUUCUUGGACAUGCAUGGAAACUAUGGAUAGAAGAAAGAUCAUCAGAACUAGUUGACAAUACGCUAGACUCUUAUUCCAUACGUGAAGCUUUAAGAUGCAUUCAUGUAGGCCUGUUGUGCGUGCAACAGCGGCCGGAGGAGAGGCCUAGCAUGUCAACUGUUGUUGUAAUGUUGAGCAGUGACAGUGCAUUGCCUCAACCGAAGCAGCCUGGCUUUUUCACAGAAAGGAAUAUGCCCGAAUCAGAAUCUUCAGUUAGUAAACAUGGAUCAUCAUCAAGAAAUCAAAUAAGCACUACAUUAAUAGAGCCACGGUAGAAAAUUUCCAUUUGACAGUUGAAUGGAAAAGCGAUCCUCUUAUCUUAAAAUUAGUAACUUUAGCUGAUUCGCUCUCUAAUACAUCGUUAAAAUCUCAAUCUUUUUGUAACAAAACAUCUAUGGUUUGAACAAAAGAUUGAACAAAAAAGAAGAAAUCAAAAUUCCUCAAAUUAAGCUCCAAUGGAAGAUUAGAGCAGCACAACCAAUUACCAGCAAGAAUGGCGGGUUUUGGAGCUGGAGAGAAGAUGUCGAACUGGUGAGCUUGAUAAGUUUUUGCCAUUAUCAGUUCUCAUAAAAAUCAAAGUAAGAGGUGUAGGUGAUUGCAGUUCAGUAAACAAGAUUCCUUAAUUAGAAGUGUGAAAUGGACAUCUUUUUCUUUUUUGAUGUCCCGAAUGUAGCUUUCAAUUAAUGUUCCCAAUAUUUUCAUUUUCGUUGUUCACAAGACAAAUUAUCAAUCAAGAUACAAGGAAAUUUUAGCAAUUAUUAUA
Messenger RNA from Jatropha curcas, 2389 nucleotides. Its product is annotated as G-type lectin S-receptor-like serine/threonine-protein kinase SD1-1. Gene Ontology annotation, cellular component: plasma membrane. Lineage: Eukaryota; Viridiplantae; Streptophyta; Magnoliopsida; Malpighiales; Euphorbiaceae. Gene Ontology annotation, biological process: recognition of pollen; protein phosphorylation. Gene Ontology annotation, molecular function: protein serine/threonine kinase activity; ATP binding. The record is from RefSeq and is a predicted model, not a curated record.